AUGUCUGACACUGAUUCUGACCGCUCUUUGGAAGGCCCCGCUGCGCCUCAACCUAUGGCUACAUUUGAUCACACCAGCCCAAACCAGGUCCCGAUUUCGCCAGGCCUCUCUCAUGUACCCGAAACGCCUUCUCCAGUGUUGAAACUCAAAAGACGAUUGCCCAAAAAGAAAGGCAAGAAGUUCAAGAUCCCGGUUCCAGCAACGGGGGAACUUCAGACCUUCAUCGAUCACGGUUGCACUAUCGAUCCUCAAGGCUAUCCGAUAUAUCCCAACGGCGAGACUAUCUUUGUUCAAGAUCCCAUCGCCCCAGUUAUCAACUUUGGGCAUGUGGCUUUCUCUCAUACUCAAAAAUCUCACGGUUCGAAAACGGGUCCUUGGAAAACGAUAUGGUACAAGUGUCUUGGUGUAUUACAGUGCGAUGACGACUUUUGCAAUUACGCCGGGCCGCCACCUACAGCUGAAGGCAAAGCAGCCGAAUUCAUUGCUGAGCACCCAGUUUGUCCAGCUGUCAAAUGCAACGGCAAUCACUUUUGGACCGAUUGCAAUGACACGUCUUGCCGAGUUGAUAUUGAGAAAGAUUCCGGUUGGGCAGUCCUUUGCCACUCCGGUGUCCACAAACACCCUUGGCCAGCUUCGAAGAAGGCCGACCCAAUGGCUAUGAUGGAGUUAACCAAAGAGCUUGUGAAGAAUCCAAAGGCCGGGCCUUUGGUCCUCAAGGUUGGGCAGGCCGGCACAGGCCAAACAGUGACUUCUCCCGUCAUCAACAUCCACCCGGCGUUUUCGAACGGCGGGCGGCUAGGCUACUUACGUCGGAAGGUCCUCGUCGCGAAGGGCCUCAUGCCCAAGAAAGAAAGCAAGGGAGGAGGAGAUCGCCUGAUCAUUGAUCUCAUGCAUUGGGGAAGAAACGGUCUCCAAUUGAUUUCGACUUCUCUUCUAGGCGACGCCGUCCACAUCACCUUUCAGACGGAAUGGAUGGCGGAGCAGUUGGUUCGAAGGGAUCAAUUCGGCAAGAUCUACUCGGGUGGCCUUUUGUCAGACGUCACAUACCGAUUUUUCAAAAACGGUUAUCUCCUUACCACGUCUAUGUACAGCGAAGUCAUGCACCGUUGGAUCCCCAUCCAGCUGACUUGGAUGUGGGGGCUUGACGUCAAUCAUUAUCGAGCCCAUUUUACCACGUUGCUCAAACAAAUAUAUGAUGCUGAACUGUCUUUCCACGAGCGGGACCUCUUGUCUCAGCAAGUGGUCGAUUUCUCGGCGGCUCAGAAGAAAGGUUUCAUUGCGGCGUACAUGGACGUUUUCAACGAAAGGGAUCCGGCGAAAGCUUUGGAUAAGCUUAAGGGUUGUCACGAGCAUUACAGGCAGUCAAUCACCCGUGUCAAGAAAAAUUGGAACAUUGUCGAUGCGAGCCAGGUGGGCAAUUUCGAACACUUGGCUUACGAUCUGUUAGAACCAGUUCAACCUGGCGGUAAAAGCUUAGGCGACAAAUUCGAUCAUAUCUUUCGCCUAUUCCCUAAAGCAAAGGCGUGGCUAGACUGGUGGAAUACCGCCGACAUUCACUCAAUGCUCUUCACUGCCCGUGUUCGCCUACCUUUGGACGAUCCUCCGCUUCCUGAUGAACCUGAGGCUGACGUGCCUGAUACCACUAAUGGGCAAGAAUCAAUGCAUCGUCAAUACUACAUUUUAUCGUCUGGCCAAUACACCAUCAUGCAAGGGUUCAUUCAGCUUCUCCUGUUUGUGAAGUCCCUCAACCGCGACUAUGAUCAGCUUCGCCGUGGAAUCCCAGUGAAGUAUGGUUCCAACUGGGACUCGGUAGUUGAAACAUUAGGUUGGUCCAAAGAACGCACCAGACGGCGCCCGGACGUUAACGAUGGUCGGCCGCCGGAUACGACUGAGGCGCUUCUCCCUUUGAAGAAACUGGGACGCCCGGCUGGAUCGGCGAAUGUCAACCGAGAUCCACACUCUUCGUAUCAAGCUUACUCAGCAAGCAACAAACCUGGUAAGCAGAAUCGCUGCUGGGAAACAGCCACUCUGGAAGCUCUGUUCCCCACGUUCUCGCCUUUGUGGAUCCAAGGCACCGAUAAGAGCAAAGACAUCACCUCGAAACUCAUCCGCCAUUACUCGUCCCGGGUGUCAUCCGAGAUGCAUCGCGCCUCGCACAUCAAAUCCGUUUUAUCUCGCGGUCUCAAGUCUCUCCAAACGGCCAUCCAACAGUUGUCGCCGGACUCUUUUGUCACGGACGCAUUCUGCUCAGCAGAUCUCUUUAUGGAUUAUCUCCUAAUGAACAAGAAACAUCCCACCUCAGCCGGUCAACAUUUUGCGUACGACCUCCUUCGCAAUUAUCAAUGCAGCGCCAAUGGCGCCCAUCAAGAAACGGAAACCGUGGUCAAAUCCAAGGUCCUCUUGACGACGGAUCUCUUCCACGAGGCCAACAUCAGAUACUCAGAUGUGACCGAGCUCCUCUCUGCCUGGCAAAGCAAUGGCCUAUUUUCAGUCAUUCCGAGAUGCUGUACCACUUGUCUGAAAGCCCAUGCCCAAGGUCUUUCCCGGCAACCUACGGCUACCCAGCCCGACGAGGACGCGGUGAGUGAGAACGAAGUCACUCACCUUCAGGUGGAUCCCUCCGGUGGAGUUCCUCGAUUGUAUGAGCGGUGCCGGUUGGACUUUUCGAAACGGCCAAUCAACGUCUACUUCCUCCUUGGUGGUGUUGGAGGCCUUGGCAAUGAGGAUCGUGCCUCUUUCAUGGGCUAUAUGAACUGGCCAGAAACUAUAAGGCUGGACAACGUCGACUACGAAAUCGUGUCUUGUGGUUUCUGGGCGUUCAGCCAUUACUGGUGCAAGUUGGUAAGACACGUAGAUGGGGUGCGUGGGGUGUGGUUCUUUGAUGACCGCAAGGAUGACGGCCGUGCCCAGCUGCUUGGCCGAGACUUGUCCUUGAUUGCUGGUGACCAACCUUACACCAGCUGGGUCAUUUACUCGUGCAAGCCCAACAUUGACGAACAGAAGCUCAUCGAGCGUGGAAUUGCCAAAAUAACCCUCAAGAAUCCGGACCCCCUUGGCGACGUACCAUUUGUUCGACCUGACGACUUGGAAGGUCUCGACGAACAGAUUGACAAACUGGCCACUCCAUCUGUUCCAUCUGUUCCUCCUGUGCAAGGUUCGGCAAACAUGGCGAAGCAAGCGUUUGCAUCCGCGGUCAGCAGCCAGCAAGAGGUCCUCGCUGUCGAUUCCAAACCUGCGAUCCAAGACGAGGCCGAGAAGGUGCAAGACGUCAUUUCGCGGGGCUCCUCCCAAAGCGAUAAAGCCAGGCGGGCUUUUGGUCAAGUUCAAAAGGAUGAUUGUGCUCUCCAGCCAGAUACAGCCCAGGUGGAUGUGGACCAUCGAACCACAGCUCAACCUAUCGAACCGUCACCUCCGGUUAUUUCUUUCGGCGCAGAGUGCGAUGGUGGGGAAGAUACUCUUCCCAAUGAAGCUAACCCAACUUCGGAGCGACUGAUCCUCCGCCUGCGUAACAAGCGGACCGCGCCAGAAGGUAGCCCGGCCAAGUCCCCGUCUGCUUCCCCUUCCUCGGUCAAGAAAGUGACAAAGGGCAAGAAGCGUGCCAAAGCGCGGGUUAACAAACCCAUUGGACCUUUAACCAAGGGCCUCGAGGCUCAGCAGGCUGAACAAAAGCCUAAGGCCAAGGGGAAGAAGAAGAAAUAG
Messenger RNA from Melampsora larici-populina 98AG31, 3699 nucleotides. RefSeq lists its product as uncharacterized. The coding region runs from base 1 to 3699 and encodes 1232 amino acids. Lineage: Eukaryota; Fungi; Basidiomycota; Pucciniomycetes; Pucciniales; Melampsoraceae. The transcript has 8 exons. The record is from RefSeq and is a predicted model, not a curated record.